AUCGUUAUCAUCAGUUGAGUGUCAGUGAACGAACGAAACACCAUGAAACUUUUCCUUACCCUUCCGUUGACGCUGAGCGUGGCGAUGGUGUUUGCUCUGCCCGCACACCAUCACUCCAGGGGUGGCUCGUCCGCCAAUAGUACUGGCCAAAGCUACAACAACUCCGGUUCGCCCAACAACUCUGCCGGCGUGCCUGACUUUGGGUUCAAUUCGCAAUCAAACGUUCCUGGAUUUGGAAAUGGCCAACAACCGGGACAACAGCAGCAGGGACAGCAAGGUCAGGGAUUCCCAUUCUUCGGUCAGGGGCAGAGUGGCUUCCCCACCUUUGGAGAUAGACAACCGUUCUUCGGGCAGAAUCAGCAGGGUCAGGAUGGAAAUGGUCAGCAAGGACGAGGCAUCCCGUUCUUCGGCCAGGGAGGCGGCCAGGGCGGUAUUCCGAGCUUUGGAAGCGGACAACAGAAUGGAGGCAUUCCUUCCCUCGGCAACGGACAGGGACAGAGCGGAUUCCCGAGCUUCGGAAACGGUCAACAGGGUGGAAACUUCCCGUUCUUCGGUUAAAGUGCUCGUCUAAGCUAAAUAUUAUUGAAAAUUGAAGAUGGAACAUCGAUAGAGAAACUAAAUUUGUGGAAAAAAAACUAUAUCAGCUUUUACAUCGAAUAUAAAUAUCAGGCGAUUAAAAUAAAUGUAGUGUAUUGGAAUGAAAAA
Anopheles gambiae (African malaria mosquito) is the source of this 705-nucleotide messenger RNA. RefSeq lists its product as uncharacterized. The transcript has a single exon. Bases 43 to 558 code for a protein of 171 amino acids. The record is from RefSeq and is a predicted model, not a curated record. NCBI's taxonomy places the organism in Eukaryota, Metazoa, Arthropoda, Insecta, Diptera, Culicidae.